AUGGCGCGUUGUCAUACAGCUGAAGUGGGAAACACACUAUAAGCAGAGAUGCCAACUCUCCCGCUUUUGGAGGGAGACUUACGGUUUUUAGCUUCAUCUACCGCUCUCCCGCUUUUAGUCCAGUGUCUCCCGCUUGCAACAAUUAAAUAUAACAAAUAAAGAUUUUUUUCCGUAUUAAUUUAAAGGCUGUAAUUUUGUGAUCGGAAUCGAUCACUGUACGCAAUUACGCAAUAAUAUGAGGCUCGUUGCUUGUUUUUACACGAAGUACUCCGACAUUCGUGUUUGAAACCGCAUAAAAUGCAGGCGCAGUAAAUGCAAAUUUAGGAGCAGAGUAUGGAAAUUACUUUUCGAAGCUACAACGAGAUAUUUUAGGUCUUCUCCCAUUGGGAUUUCAUGAGGUUGUAAGGAAACUACCAGUUCUUCCGCCUUUGGACAUCAAGCCAGAUGAAAAUACAGUCGUGGGUGAGUAUUAAAUAGUAUAGAGAAACAUCACCAGAUAAACUAUUUAAUAGACGUGCUGUAAUUUGUUUUUAUUCUUGGUUUUAUAUUGGGCUAUUCCAAUUAUUAACACCCCCCCCUGUUGAGGAACCUUGGAAUUUCCAGGGAGAGGGUGCAUUAACCUUGGAAUUUCCAAGGGAGAGGUGCACAUUAGCUUUCAAAUUUCAGGGGAGGGGGUACAUUAACUUAGGAAUUUCCUGGAGAGGGGGUACAUUAACCUUGGACUUUUUAGGGGAUGGGUUGCAUUAACCCUGGAAUUUCCACGGAAAAGUGCAUCCAGGCUCUGGAAUUCAAAGGAAGGAGUAAUUCUCACGGUAAUUCCUGGAGGGGUAAAUUUCAUGGGAUGGAAAUUCCAUGGGAGGACAUAUGUUAGAGGCAAAUUUUUGGGAGUAAAUGUCCCAUGAUGGAGGAAAUUCCAUGGACAGGGCCAAAUUUUAAAUCGAAAUUUUAUGGGGAAGGCUUAAUUUAAAAUGGAAAUUCCAUGGGCAAGGGUAAUUUUUACAAGGAAAUUCCAUGGUAAAGGGGUAAAUUUUACAUGAAAAUUUGUGGAAAUUCCAGAGGAGUACCAGGGCAUUUUUUAACUGUAACUACUUGGGCAUUUACCCCAGUAGACCCUUUGCUUGCCCCAGUAGUGAAGCAAUGUUUUCAGAUGAGCUGGGCCCUUCUGAUCAGAGGCCCCAGAAUAUCGAUAAUUGCGGGGGCAGAUAUUCAUAUAUUUGUGUUCACAGACUGUAAAAACAAUCGAUUUCAAAAGAAAUUAAGUGGGCAGAACACGAAUAUAUGAAUAUCUGCCCCCCCCCCUAAUUAUUGAUAUUCUGGCACCUCUGCUUCUGAUCAUGAAUUAAAAAGUAUUCUUGUUGAAAAAGCUGCAUCUGCCUGCUUUAAUUCUCAUAUCCUCCCAGGCUCUCACAUUCUCUACAUUCCAAAGUCAGCACAGCAUAGACAAUGAUGUACGCAUAACUGUGUGGGGAAAAUGCCCUCAUUGAAAAGGCCUCAGUAGUUUUAAUUUCUUAAAAAAUGGCCUGCGGAAUACCGACAUGAGAAAGGGGUUGCUCAACAAGGGGGUGCGGAUAAUAAUUGGAAUAGCCCAUUAGGGACGGACCAUUAGAAAAGUGAAGGGGGGGACAGAAAAAAUGCAUACAAUCAUAAAAGGUAAAAAAAUAAAAAAACAUGCAACAGGAACGUCUCAAAAAUAAUUGCAAACAGAACAACAACACAAACCUUAAUCCAAUAGCUCUCCACCCACAACAAAGCUUAUAUUUAUUAUCCAAUCAAAAUGUCACAAGAGAAAUUUAAGUUUCACACAACGACAACAAUCUAAUUAUAGUUGUGAUUACAGUUAAAACUACUGUAAAAUUUAUAAUCACAAUAGUAUAAUCAAUUAGCACCAACCAGGGCCGUAGCGACUGGGGUUGUGGUGGAACACCCCCCAAUAAUUGCUCAUGAGCAAUUUCAGGUCGAUUUCAUGGCCUAUUUCUUUUUAUGGGCCUGAUUCAGAUUGCAGGUUAGGUAUUCCUUGAUGUUGGUAUUUAUAAUUUUUUAUGACUAUCAUACAUCUUGCUGGUUUUAAAGCAAUUAUUGCUAGAACAUCUUGUAAUGUGUAAGAAAAAAUGUUUCAAGAAAACAAAUUUAUUAUAUGUAUUGGGUAAAAAAAUAUGCAUGCAAGGUAACAUGUUCAUAAAAAAUUGCAUACACAUUUGAAUAUCUGAAAAAAUUGCAAACAUGAAAAAAAUACCCCCCCCCCUUCACUUUUCUAAUGGUCCGUCCCUUAUUUUACAGGAACUUCUGAGAAAAUUUGUUUGAAAUUUAUUUCAUUACUAGUGAAAUAAUAUCAACCAAAGAGAUUUGAAAGUAGCUAAUAAAAGCCACCUAACUACUGCUUCUAUAUACAACUUUUAUUUCAGGCAUAUGGUUAUAAAUUUAUAGGCUCAUACAAACUUCUUGCAUUCUGUUUAUAUUUAUACCGCGAAUUUUUAAACGAUUAAUUAAGUUACUUUAAUAGCAUCUACACGCGAUUAUUAUAUUUUAGAUUUUUGGGAUAAAGCUCAUUAUAAUGGACUAUUAAAAAAAUUGGCCUAAUAAAAAAAUGUAGUUUUCAUACUCCCUACCCAAAAUAUUUAAGGGUUUUUCUAUUUUGCCAAUAGGCUUGUCAUAUACAGGCUGAAUUUAAUGGCUUGCCAUGUUUUCAAAAUAUUUGUGCGCAAAGUUAGGUCAACCAGAAGGAACCUAAAUUUUGUUACUGUUAUUUCAUCAGGAUUUAGAGACACAGUCGCCUCUAAGCUUAUUCCUUCGGAUGCACCUCCAUUUCAUUUGCCAGUGCAGACCUAUGGCGACGGGAACUGUCUAUACAGAGCUGCUUCGACUGUUCUUUGUAGCAACGAAGACAUGCACAUAGAACUGAGAGUACGGACAUUUGUCGAGCUUUGCUUGAACAAAGAUCGGUAUCUGGACGACAACUAUCUUAGAACUUUGACAGGAAAAGAUGCUUUCAUUAGCAAAAUGUUCUACAGUAGUUUUGAAACUACUUCUACCAAGGCUCAGACAAGUGAUAUUCGCAUUUCUUAUGCUUUUGAAGCUGGUGUACUGAAUACGAUAAAAGCAGGGACUUAUUCAAAUAUGUGGCAUAUGUUUGCGUUAUGUAAUGUCAUUGGCUGCCCUGUAGUGUCUGUAUACCCAAUGGUAAAAGGCACAACUGUUGAUCGCUCAUUCAUUGAUAUCACCAUAAAACCAACUGUGGAGUGUUGUUUGAAGAAAGUAAUUAUUUUAUGGUCGCACAUAUCUAAUACAGAUGUAAACAAAUGGAACCCUAAUCACUUUGUGCCCCUAAUGCCUGCUGAUUUUGUGGUCAACCCAAGUAAGGGAGAAUCCAAAGAGAUAAGAGCAGAGAAGCAAGCCAAGACGACUGUAGACGACUCUCUACCAAAAAAGAGACAAAAAACUCAUGCAAAUAAGGAAGAGGAACAUGCAAAUAAGAAGAAAAGAUACACUGGUUCUUUCCUCUAUAAAGCCAGUUUUAAUCUGCAAUGGACAAAAACAUGGCCAUGUAUUGUCGCUUCAAAAGAAUCUAAGCAUAGUUUCUGUUGCACCUUGUGUAAUAAGACACUAUCUUGCGGAAAGCAAGGAGUAGCAGAUGUCAAGAGGCAUGUUGAGAGGUAUUCUCAUUUGAAAAACGUGAAAGGAAGUAAGAAACAAGUAACCCUCCACCAAUCAUGUGCUCAAGCCCAGAACAAGGAAGAAAAGGUACGUACAGUAUUAAAUCAGAUCUGUUUUCUUGUCGUGAUUUGUUUUGUAUCAAAGAAGUCAAAUAACCUUCGUAAUGUGUAAUUGCUCUUUGGACUGGCCCUUUUCUUUAAUUUUUACCCGCCAUUAUACUUUAUUUUUGUCUCUUGCAGGUAACUUCAGCAGAAGUCCAAAUGGCUGCUGCGCUGGUGGAAAACAACAUACCUUUCGCAGCGGCAGACACAUUCAGCCCUUUAUUUAGAAAAAUGUUUCCUGAUUCUGAAAUAGCGAAAGCAUUUGCCUCAGCCAGAACAAAAACAACAUGCAUAGUAAACGGUGCAAUGAAACCUUAUUUCAGGUAUAUUUUAAUUUAAAUAUUGCAUGACUACCAUAACAUCACAAACGUUCUGUUUCUUACACAUAACUCGCAGGUCGCUUCUAAAAUUAGUGCGCGCCCUGCCGUGAACGAGCGUUUUAUCCACUGGUUCUAUCAGACACAGGUACCUCUCUUAUGGUAUCUGUCGUGUAUAUCUUAAGUUUCAAAGUACAUUAGUAACAUUACAGUAAAGUAAUAGUAGUAAUAGUUAUAGUAAAGUUUUAUGCAACUUUUUACUUAUAAUUCUUAGAAAUUUAUUGGUUGAACACAUGCGAGAAUACCCGUAUUCCCUUGCAACGGAUGGCUCCAAUGAUAAUACAUUAGAAAAGAUGAAUCCCUUGACAGUACGUAUCUUUGAUAUUAGUGGGGGAAAGGUGAAGACGAGCUUGCUAGAUAUGUGCAUGACUCCAAGCGGUACAGCUUCUGAUAUCUUCAAUGCAAUAGAUAACUGUAUCACGACCUUAACAUUCUGUGGGAUAACUGCAUUGCAGUUGGAGUCGACAAUACCAACGUCAACAUGGGAAACAGGCAUUCGAUUAAAACCAUGGUGCUGGAAAAGAAUCGUUCAGUGUACUUCAACGGGUGCCAAUGCCAUGUUGUACAUAAUACUGCUGCUGCGGCUUCAUCAGCAUUUGCAGACACAACAAAGUUUGACAUAGAAGAUAUGCUGGUAGACCUCUUCUAUUGGUUCGAUCAUUCAACAAAAAGAAAGAACUUACUCGCGGACUAUACUUAAUUCUGUGAUCAAGAAUACAGACAAGUUCUGAAGCAUGUGAGUACUAGAUGGCUCAGUCUCGAGAAAUGUGUAUCUCGUGCAUUGAAACAGUAUACGUCACUGAAGUCGUAUUUCCUGUCAGUGGAAGAAUCCCAAGCCCGAUUCAAGAGGCUCAGAGCUGCGUUUGAAAACCCCAUGACUGAAGUCUUUCUCCUGUUCUAUCAGUCUGCUGUGCAGAUUUUUAUUCACUUGAAUCUGUUCCUCCAGAGAUCGGAUCCUUUAAUUGGUGCACUAGGUCCUGCGCUGUUGCGGUUUCUGUGACUUCUUGCAUGCAAAUUCAUUGCACCAGCGAAAGUAAAAGAUGCAAAGGACUUUCAAGAACUUCUGGAUAGCAAGUGCUGGUUGACAGGUAUAAAAAGUGCAAAUAUGAAUAGUUGAAACGACAUAUGCACACCUCGUGCAUUUUUAAAUUUUAUAUUAUUCAAUUUGCAGUAGCUCAUAUUAAUUAAUUUUUAUCCUAGCAUCUGGUAUGGAUGUUGGUUUCAUCACCAGGAGCACCGUCAAUCGCUUACUAGCAGCAGGUGAUGUUUGUCAAAACGAUGUAAAAACAUUUUACAACGGCGUGAAAAUGUUUUUUACGACAGCUUUCAAAUAUGCUCUUAAUCACAUGCCCGUUGACGAUCCUGUGCUACAAAAUGCCCAAUUUAUUCAAUUUGACAACCGUUAUAACUGCACAGUAGACAUGCCUCUAUAUUUUGUGCAGAGGUAAGUCACUUCUAAGUGAAAUUAUAUUGUCUCUAUAUGAUUGGGUAUUUUUGCUACUACUUGUGUUUAUUGUGCUCUAUUUCUUAGAUAUCCUAAGUUACUUCCAUACAGUUCAGCAAUCGAAAUGGAAGAGCUUUCACAGGAGUUCAUUGACUAUCUUUUGUUGCAAGAAAACGAUUUGCAAAGCUCCAUUACAGAUGACCUGAAAGGUAAUGAUGGCAGGUACCUGGGAGAUUUACUUUGGAACCACAUUCACAACAUGAAACGCCCUGAUGGUCAGUUCCGAUUUAGCAGAUUGUCUAGAGUAGCAAUGCUGAUAUUGACAAUGCCACAUUCUAACGCCGAGGAAGAAAGAGUGUUUUCUCUUGUCCAAAAGAACAAGACAUCGUUUAGGCCAAAUCUUGAUCCUGACGAAACCCUUAGCAGUAUAAUCAUGAUUAAAAUGGAACUGCAGAAUCGAAGCGCGAGAGACAAAUACACCUUCCCACCAAACGUCCUUCGUGAGGCCAAGUCUGCCACCAGGAAGUACAAUGAAGCACAUAAAUCAUAG
Messenger RNA from Paramuricea clavata, 6123 nucleotides. The record is from the annotation of a GenBank genome assembly. Lineage: Eukaryota; Metazoa; Cnidaria; Anthozoa; Malacalcyonacea; Plexauridae.